AUGCAGACGCCGCGAGCCGGAGUCUCGCCGGAAACCUUUGCGCGCACUAUGCUGUCCUCAGCUCUUUCGCCCAGCGUCGGCACCACUGCAUUUCCUCCCAUCUAUGAUCCCUACAGCAACCCUAGUCGGUGGAAUCCAUCCCAGCGGGCCAAUACUAACAAUAACAAUAAUAAGAGGAGUGCUCUGCAAAUGUGGAGCAUUGCUUUGAUUGCAGCCGCAGUUGCCUUGCUUCCGCUUUUCUUGCUCGCCGUGCUUCUUUUCUUUCGGUAUUCCAGGAGGCAGCGCCGCGCACAGAGAUUGCAAAAGGAGGCCGCAGGGGAGGGUUUUGCUGGGUGGGUGGAGAAAGCGGUGUAUCAUUCGGAGAACACAGAAGAUCCUGAAAGAGUGGUGGAAUUACAAUUCUUCAACAAAGAAAUGAUUGUUUUUGAUCUGGAUGAUUUAUUGAGGGCAUCCGCGGAAGUGAUUAGUGAAAAGGGAAAGCUUGGCACCACUUACAAAACAAUGCUAGAAUCAGGAUUUGUUGUUGCUGUAAAGAGACUCGAAGAUAUGAAUGGGUUGAGAAAGAAAGAGUUUAUCCAACAAAUGGAGUUGCUAGGAAACAUGAGACAUGAAAACCUUUCGCAGCUAAUCUCUUUCUACUACUCGAAGGAAGAAAAGCUGGUUAUACAUGAGUUUGUCCCUCAUGGGAACUUGUUUCAGCUUUUACAUGAGAAUAGAAGAGCUAGAAGAGUACCUUUAAGAUGGUAUGCAAGACUAUCCAUUAUCAAAGGCAUUGCAAAAGGUCUGGCUUUUCUUCACCAAUCAUUACCUUCUCAUCAUAGAGCACUCCUCCAUGCCAACCUCAAAUCUUCCAAUGUUCUCAUCCAAUGUACUGGUGAAAACUAUAUGUCAAAACUUACGGACUUUGGCUUCUUACCAUUUUUACAUUGUCGAAAAUCCUUAGAGAAGCUAGCGAUAGCCAAGUCGCCCGAAUUCUCUCAAGGGAAGAAGCUUACACAGAAGGCUGAUGUCUAUUGUUUUGGCAUUAUUGUAUUAGAGAUCAUAACUGGGAGAAUCCCAGGGCAAUUAUUGUCGGGGAACAAUGUACCAAUAUUUGAGGAUCUUUGUGAUUGGGUUAGAAUGGUAGUUAACAAUGAUUGGACAACAGAUGUACUAGAUGAGGAGAUACGAGCAACUAAUCAAGGACAUGAAGAGAUGUUAAAGUUGACAGAGAUGGCACUUCAGUGUACAGAUAUGACACCAGAGAAGCGACCAAAGAUGAGUGAAGUGGCUAGAAGGAUUGAAGAGAUUGGGCAAUAG
Molecule: messenger RNA, 1299 nt
Organism: Malania oleifera
Lineage: Eukaryota; Viridiplantae; Streptophyta; Magnoliopsida; Santalales; Ximeniaceae
Product: leucine-rich repeat receptor-like protein kinase PXC1
Exons: 3
Coding region: 1-1299 (432 amino acids)
Biological process (GO): protein phosphorylation
Molecular function (GO): protein kinase activity; ATP binding
Source: RefSeq, a predicted model, not a curated record